Molecule: messenger RNA, 1197 nt
Organism: Amaranthus tricolor (Joseph's coat)
Lineage: Eukaryota; Viridiplantae; Streptophyta; Magnoliopsida; Caryophyllales; Amaranthaceae
Product: late embryogenesis abundant protein 47-like
Exons: 2
Coding region: 160-594 (144 amino acids)
Source: RefSeq, a predicted model, not a curated record
UCAUUCGACACAUGUAUACCUUGUACCUUCCUAGAGAUUAUACGUGUCAAUUUCUACUUCAUAUCCCCUUAAAAUUAUCACAUUUUCCCCCACUUUCCCAAUUUUAUUCCCUUUUCUUAAGGUUUAGUUUGGUUGAUUAAUAGUUUUUGAUUGAUAAAAAUGGCUCAUGAAGAACAAAAACCAGCGAUCACCAUAGGAGAAGCUUUAGAGGUGGUUGCUAAUAUUGUUGGGAAUAAACCUGUAGAUGAGAGCGACGCCGCCGCCAUACAAGCCGCCGAGAUGAGGGCUACUGGUGCGACGGCACCGCCUAUUUCGGGUAUUGGAUUACAAGCUCAGGCUGCUGCUAUGGUUAAUGCUCGUAGGAUUUAUGAUCAAGAUAAAACUACUCUCGCUGAAAUUAUUGGCGAUGCGACGGAGAAGCUAGAGAGUGACAAGCCGGUAACGUUGCGGGAUGCAGAGAAGGUGAGAGCGGCAGAGCUACAAGGAGAUGUCGAAGGCCUCAUCGGCAGUCACUGUGACGCCCCUAAGGAGACCGUCACUCCUGGUGGCGUUGCUGAGGCUAUCUCUACGGCGGCUACACUUAACCAAUCUUAGCUCUUAAGGCUUAAGGUGCUUGUUGUUUCUAGAGGUCUAUUAGGAUAGUUGGUUUGUUCAUGGUUGGCUUGCAUUGUUUUGUUCUUGCGUAGAGGAAGGAUUCUCUGAUGUUGUGCAAUUUUCUUGUUUGGAUUCUUCAAUUCGAUUUAAGUACUUGUAUCGGAUGAUAUCGGACCCUUGACAUUUAGAGGUUAUGAUUCUUGGAUACUUUGAGAUUUGAGAUUUUCUUAUGAAGGGAGCUUAGGUGUCACUAUAUGAUUAAAAGGUUAGGGGAUGAAUCGUGUAAGUAGUUUUGCAGAGAUGUCAUCUUUAUGUAGGAUCCUUUUUCUGACCUAUGCGUCGCAGGAAUGUUUGGUGCACCAAGCUAUAAAAUAGUCAUGUCUUGAAUACGUAUUAAAGUCGAACAUGAAUAUACAAUCAUAAGUAUUUAAAACACUUGAAGCAUGAAGAUGCAAUAAUCUUUGGUCUUAUGGUACUAUUACUCAAGCUUGGUAUAUUAUUACUUAGAUAAAAUAAAAGAUUCGAUGUUAUUUGUAACUAUAGUGUUACUGGUUGGUAUUAUCUCAUAUAUUAUGUGUUCUAUUAUUCGAAAAUUGGUUUCAA